UCUGUGCUUUCCUUCCGAAUCUAAAUUCAAAAUAAAUGUGGAUUGUUUAGGUUUAGUUUUGGCGAUUGAGUGGUUUUUCAACAAUUCCUUGUUUAUAAAUUUAUUUCAGUUCGAAAUAAAAUUCAUCAAUGGCAUUGUCACAAAAAUACGAUGGAGUCGUUUUGAUGCCCUGGUUUAAUUUAGCAGAAUGGAAAUCAAUAAAGGAUCUUAUAUAUUCAGGUGAUUUAGAAUCUCAACAAUUAGCUGUAGAUCGUAUGAAGAUAUGGAAGUUGAGGACAUCUCUGAUACCAGUUGGAAUUGAUGGAACGCUAGAACUUUUAGAAGCUCUUCUAGCAGAGAAAAACAACUUGAACGAUGAUGAAUUAGUCCGAAUUUACUCAUUAUCUCUUUUGAGGUUCUUAAACAUUUGUGCUGGGAAUAAUGAUAAACAAGGUACAUUCUACAAGACUGCUGAAAAGAAUGGUUUACCAUUAUGGUUAAUUACCCUUCGUCAUGAUAUCGCUCACGAUCCUGUGAUCCCUUCGAAAAUUUUUUUGAAAAAGGCUUUAAAUGAAUGCUUACAAUGGGUAAAGGAGAAAUAUUGGGAAGUUUCUCAGAUGGAAGAUUAUGUAGUGUCAGAUGAAACAAAUUUCAAGGACCUUAUACACAAUUACGCAAGACUGAAGCUGUUGAACUUUUUUAAUGAAAGUACUGAAGUUCUUAUCCAAGAAAUUAAGAAAAAAGUGGGAUUUGCAAUAUCUGCUGGGUUAAAUCGUGGAUUUUCCACCAAUGAUUUCAUCGUAUUAUUAGAGGACCAUUUGAUACAGUCAGUUACUCAAGAUAAAAUUAAAGAUAGUUGUAUACAUAUUGUUUCAACCUUGGUUGAAGAAGGAGUAAUAUUGACUAUUAACUAUUGUUCCAUAAAUGGAACUAAGAAAAUUCCUUCUAAUUUUCUUCAAAUAUGGCAUAAACUUCUAAACUUAUUGUAUCAAAAUUGUACAUUGUUCCUAUUAAUCAAUAAAUUAGCCGAUAUAACUGAAUCAACCACACAUGAGUAUUCGGUGAAGGAAAUUGCCAGUUUGUGGAUUGCGGAGUUGUACCAGGGACUCAUGAAAACUAAGAAAAUGAAAGAAGAGUAUGAUACUGUUGCUUCGAUGCACUCGGAACAUAUAGACAAAAGAACUGCACAAUUGGUCAUCAAAUCCAAACUGGAUACCAGUCCUCAGUUCAAGGAUACCAUAACCUUCAGUAAUUUUGAAAUCCUACCCAUGGACGAUUCAAGAACGUUUCAAGAGAGAAUUCUUCAAGCUCCAAACGAAUAUACAAUGAACUAUUUAGAAAUGGUGCUCAAAUUCAAUGGAAACACUGAUAGUUUUAUGAAGAAGCAGAUCAAUCUCAUUAAGAAGCUAGUUCAGUUCAGUACUACAUUUUACACUGACCCGGUAACUAUUUAUAACGUACACGACCUGAAAGCACUUCAAGAAUCUUUUGGUUCAGGAGUUUGUGCUGAAAGUAUAACAAAGACACAGAACGAUGCUGACAGAAUUGAGGGCAGGAAAAAAUUCAGAGAGCUUAACGACGCAGAAAAAUUCUCUUUCAAAUGUUAUCCUUUGGGAUACAUGCCUCCAAAAUGAACUGGAUUCCGAUACUAGGUACAAAUUUCUGUUAGUCCUUGAAGUUUUAUAGAUAAUUUUUUAUGAAUUGUUCAUAUUUUUAUAGAUUUGGGAUAGUGCCAACCUAAUAGGUUCUAAGUGUGCCAAUUUUUUUUAAAAUUGUAUUUAAAAUGGAGAUUGGCGUUGACAAAAAUAAACUCUAAGUACAAAGAAAUAUAAUUAUAUAUAAAAUCA
Messenger RNA from Coccinella septempunctata (seven-spotted ladybird), 1826 nucleotides. RefSeq lists its product as uncharacterized. Lineage: Eukaryota; Metazoa; Arthropoda; Insecta; Coleoptera; Coccinellidae. The transcript has 7 exons. Gene Ontology annotation, cellular component: preribosome, large subunit precursor; Las1 complex. Gene Ontology annotation, molecular function: endonuclease activity. The coding region runs from base 129 to 1613 and encodes 494 amino acids. The record is from RefSeq and is a predicted model, not a curated record. Gene Ontology annotation, biological process: maturation of LSU-rRNA; maturation of 5.8S rRNA.